Liolophura sinensis is the source of this 2028-nucleotide messenger RNA. RefSeq names its product C2 calcium-dependent domain-containing protein 4C-like. The record is from RefSeq and is a predicted model, not a curated record. NCBI's taxonomy places the organism in Eukaryota, Metazoa, Mollusca, Polyplacophora, Chitonida, Chitonidae.
AUGGAGUCCAUGAAGGAAGUCAGGAACUGGCUUGUGAACAAGUGCAAGAUACAACCAGCUUUUGGACAGCAGACGAAAGAACAACAGAGUUACGGCUCUGUCGUGACUCCUCAGAACAUUCCGGAGUUUAUUAUCCCGAAGUCGAAUUCGGAUGGUUCAUCGCAGCGUGACAGUGGGGAAAAACUGUCUAUCGAGGAAGAUGAGAACAGUCGGAACAGUGUCAGCCCUCCGGACUCUCGACAAGCAAGUCCCCGCCUUUCUCCUCGAACUUCAUUUCUUGGACUCGCUCCUGAUAUUUCCAAAUGCAGUCGGUCUGCUCCGACAAGUCCAUACAAACCAGCAGCGCCUUUGUUCAAAAACGUGGACUUGUAUUCUUGCGAAGAUUUGCAGAUAUUGAAAACGAAGGAUACAAAUGCCGAUCCGCAAUCCAUGGCGGCCAUGAGCCUUCCGCAUUUCCGUACAAAGACAGCAUACGGAUUCACAACUCUAAACCAGGCCCCGCAUACACGCAGAAAAGAGUCUCUGUUCCACUGUGACACAGAGUCCAUACCAAGUAUGCUGAAUCGUCGACAAUCUCAGAAAAAGAAUAACUCAAUUGAUAUAGCGCGCUCGCAAGAUAUAAUCGUAUCUUUGUCCCCUAAUCCACCUCCGCUGGGGCAACCUGACGAGGAGUUCCCUUUGAGCAGGCGCGGAAGUCGCCGAAGGGAGACUCCAACGACUGUGGUCACCCCAGUGACUAUCCUGACAGGCAAGAGAUGUAGCCCAGAGACAAGCCCCUUGCCUAGUCCAGUCUCUCCUGCCUGCCCGUCGCCCGUCCGCUCAGGCAUCGGGGCAAUGUUGAGCCCCUACCACCUCUGUCCAGAUAUGGCGAACACGAACAGAAUAUCUCGUCGAAAUAGGCUGUAUUAUCGUCGAAGGUCCUCCCUGCCUGGUUUCGAAGAGGACGAGCAAAGUUCGACGGAAUGCAGCUCUGCUGAGACUAGCCCCAUCGGUCGGCGAAAAAGUAACGGCACUCUGCUGGUUCCUGGAGACGUGAACUUACAGAAGCGCCAUUCUUCACCUUGUCCUUCCAGCGAGCAGGAAAUCUUACAGUGCUCCGUGAUGGCCCUGAAGCUGUCGUGCUCUUGUUCGGACGCGUCCCCAACACGCUUCCAAUCUCACAUGUUGGCCGAGUUCGGCGAGGUCAAACUCUCUUUUCAGUACUUAACAGAUACUAGGCAAUUUAAAGUAGGACUGAUCAAAGCCGAAAAUUUGGGAGGUCGCAACAAGGGGGAUCAAAACAUAAACUCUUACGCGAAAAUUUACCUAAUGCCGGGCAAAGUUCAAAGACACACGUCUGAUACUGUGAAACGAACACGUGACCCAGUAUACAAUCAAGAGUUUUAUUUCAACGAUAUAAACAUAGAUGAACUCAGAUCUAUGAAGUUAAAGAUCAAGAUAUUCCAUAAGGGACAUAACUUUUCCAGGCAUGUAUUUAUCGGGGAAAUUGUCGUACCUUUGGCGAAGUACAAUAUUCAACAUGAGCAGAGGAUGUGGAAAGAUUUGGAACCCAAAAUGGAUUCGGAGGAACUUGGAUACCUGCAGUCGUCGUUAACCUUUGACCCUAAAUCUGGUCGUUGGGAAAUUCCCGGAUUCUCCCAAGCCAAAGAUCUGCCCAAACAUCACAUAACUGGUGCUCCAGACCCGUAUGUCAAAGUCCACGUGUCCCUGCCGGGCAAAGCUGACAUGAAAAAGCAAACAAGGAUAAGAAAGAAAACGACACAGCCAAUGUUCAAGGAAGUUUUUCUUUUUAUUUCACCGAAAAUAGAGGACAUCAAUUACACUGCAAUUACACUGACUCUGUUUGACCAUGAUCGCAUUCGAAACGAUGACGUCAUUGGUCAAGUCCGAUUGGGUUACGGAUCAACAGAAGAGACUGAAGUGGACCAAUGGAAUGAAGCGUUACAGAAAUCCAGGACAGGAAAUUACCAUGUGGCAUUAUUUGAUGGAAAACGAAGAAGAUGCAUAAGGUCCCAUCAUGCACAAUAG